UAUUGUUAACACUAAAACCUGCUGUAUUGUUACAAAAAGUAAAACCGCGGGUAGGACGAAAUUUUUCGCUACUCCGCAUUUCAGCCCCCAGAAAAAGGGGACAUUUCGCGCACCAAGAAGUGGGGUAUAUGCAUUUUAACAAAGUGCUAGCUGCAGCAAACGUAAUGGAAAGAAUUGUAAUUUUCAUACUUGUGUUAUUCUAUGUAGGCAAUGCAGCAGAAGAGGAAUCGGCCGUUGUGCGGACAGAAUUGGGAACGGUCAAGGGCUCGUACAGGUACUCGUACGACAAUCGCAAAUUUUUGGCGUUCGAGGGCAUUCCCUACGCGAAACCUCCCGUCGGUAACUUAAGAUUUGAACCACCGCAACCCGCGGAGCCAUGGUCGGGAACCUUGGAGGCGACGACCGUACGUGGAUGCGCGCAGCAUCUCAAACUGGACCUGGCAAACGAAGAGGAAGACUGCCUGUACCUAAACGUAUACGUACCCAUCUUAGAAAAUAGAUCCACUCAAAAUUUGGCCGUCAUGGUGCAUAUUCACGGCGGAGGCUUUAUGAUGGGCGACCCCGAUAUUGCCGGCCCCGAUUUUGUAAUGGACAGGGACAUUGUGUACGUAAGUUUAAGCUACAGGUUAGGGGUUUUCGGCUUCUUGAGCACAGGGGAUGGUGUUGUGCCUGGUAACAACGGGAUGAAGGACCAGGUUCUUGCGCUGAAGUGGGUGAAUUCCAACAUUGGACAUUUUGGAGGGAAUACAAAGUCUAUCACGCUAACUGGUGCCUCUGCAGGGGCCGCGUCGGUGCAUCUCCACUACUUUUCGCCCCAGUCUCGUGGACUGUUCCAUAGAGGUAUUUCGCACAGUGGAACGGCGCUGUCUCCUUGGGCUAUCAACAACGACCCUCUAAGAGUGGCGAAAAAAUUGGCGAAAUUACUGGGGUGUAGCCUUACGUCGACAAGAGUGAUGGUGGACUGCCUGAAAACUAAAUCGGCGCAAACCUUGUGCGAAAAUAUAAUCCACCUGUACGAGCAUUGCGGUUUUCCAGUCACUCCAUUUUCGCCAGUAAUUGAAAAAUCUUCAGGCUCGGAAACGGCAUUCUUAAAUGAACAUCCCUACACAUUACUAGAAAGGGGAUAUGUGAGCGACAUUCCUUGGUUUACGUCAAUUACGGCCGAUGAAGGACUGAUAUUCUUUUACGCCUGUAGUGAUAUGGACAGCGUGAUUACCGACUGGCACAAAUACAUGCCAUAUAUUCUGAACUAUUGUGAUACCGUAGCAGAGCAAGAUACAAUCAAAAUCGCGGAGAAAAUUACAUCAUUUUACUUCGCCGAAUCGGCGGUUACAGAUAGCGGCGUACUAAAAGCGAUUGGGGAUAGGCUAUUCCAAGUUCCAAUGGAGAAAUCUAUACAAAUGCAAGCUCAGGUUACAAAGUCGCCCAUUUACAUUUACAUUUACGAUUACGAAGGUGACUUACUAUGGAACAAGGUGUUCAAUAUUACUUACAAAGGCGUAAACCAUGGCGCUGAUGUGUUACUGAUGUACGAUUCAUUUUUCUUAAGGCAUGUGGUAUAUAACGGUGCUAAAUUAUCUGCAAAUGACGAAUGGAUGAAAUCAUGUCUUGUAGACAUCGUCACCAACUUUGCUAAGGACGGAGUACCUAAAUAUCAGGACAUCAAUUUUCAACCAACAAAUGAUCAGUAUAGUUACACACUCGUUAGACACAAAGACGUUACUGUGAAGCAUGAGAAAGACAACAAUGUAACUCAAUUUUGGGAUUCUUUGCAUUGUGACUCCUGGAAUGUCAUUAAUACAGUAAAAAAUGAACUUUAAUGCUUGAGCCCCUUUUUUAACAAAUCUCAUGUGAUACCCAACAAGUAGGGUUAAAAGUAUGGUGAAAUGAUGCGCAAAAAUAUAGUUUUUUUAAAGAAUG
Molecule: messenger RNA, 1920 nt
Organism: Photinus pyralis (common eastern firefly)
Lineage: Eukaryota; Metazoa; Arthropoda; Insecta; Coleoptera; Lampyridae
Product: venom carboxylesterase-6-like
Exons: 2
Coding region: 129-1820 (563 amino acids)
Source: RefSeq, a predicted model, not a curated record